AUGAAGAUUGUUGUAGAAACUGCAAAAAGAUUAGUGUAUCUUCACGAUGAUUGUCAUCCCAAUAUCAUCCAUCGAAAUAUCAAGGCUGCCAACAUCCUCCUUGAUUUUAACUUUGAAGUAAAGGUUACUAAUUUUGGUCUUGCUAAGUUAUGUUCUAAUGUGACUAGAGGUGAUGUUUACACUAGAAUGAUGGGAACUGUAAAAUAUCUGGCUCUAGAAUAUGUUUCAAGUGGAAUACUAACAAAGAAAGCAGAUGUUUUCUCCUUUGGAGUAAUGCUUCUGGAGUUAAUCACCGGACGUCAACCAAUUGAUUCAAGUCAUACAUUCGUUGAUGUUAGUUCGGUAGGAUGGAUCAAGGUAAUUUUGAGAAAGGAGAAUUGCUUAGAAACAAUAGAAGGCAGGCCUACUAACACUCCUGAUGACAAGUGGAAAGAGAUAGAGGGAAACACUGUUACCAAUUUAUACUUGGCUAUGGCAAAUUCCGUAUUAUCAAGCAUCUCGAAGAAACCGAUAACAAAGAAAAUUUGGGAGGCACUCACUAAGUUGCACGAGGCAAAGUCACUUCACAAUAGGAUAUUCAUGAAAGGAGGCUCUAUAAUCUUCAAAAUGAACGUGUUGAACUUCUUCUCCAAAAUUUACCAGACUCGUAUGAUCAACAUCACAAAUAACAAUAUUGUUGAUCAACUUCGAUUUGAUGAUGUUGUUGCCACUAUUCUUGAAGAAGAAAGCAGGUACAAAAAUAAAGAUGAUCAAACGAAAAGUUCUAAGCAAGCAGGAGCUUUGUCAGUGAUGAGAGACAAAUCAACAGAACGUGGCUCUAGUGAGAGUCAAUGUCGUGGUAGAUCAAGGUCUCGAAAGAAGAACUUUACUUGUUAA
Molecule: messenger RNA, 876 nt
Organism: Arachis stenosperma
Lineage: Eukaryota; Viridiplantae; Streptophyta; Magnoliopsida; Fabales; Fabaceae
Product: proline-rich receptor-like protein kinase PERK1
Exons: 6
Coding region: 1-876 (291 amino acids)
Biological process (GO): protein phosphorylation
Molecular function (GO): protein kinase activity; ATP binding
Source: RefSeq, a predicted model, not a curated record